AUGGGUAAUCAAGAGCCACAAGACGCAAUGAUUGCGGAUGUGAUGCAAUGCAGUACCAACGCAACAGACAUUGCUUUCGAAAGCUGCUGCGCUCCAUGGGAUACGCUCCAAGAAGAAGCAAUCGAUCACUGGUGGACUCAUCAUCCAGAUUGGGAAGAAGUUUCCCUCAACAACAACAGCACAGUUUCUAGCAGUGGUGUGGAUCAGCAAGUCUGCUUUGCUCGCAUGCGAGAUCCGGAGCGAGCGGCCUUUUUCCGUGCGCUGUAUGCUCUGCAAUUCCCCCAUCCCGACGGACAUGAUAAUUUGUGUGGACAGGACUUGCAAGUCCAUCAAAUCAAUGCCGGAUAUGGCGCCAGUGUCAGCCAAGUUGCCCGUGGCUUGUGGGCGGCACACAAUCAACGUCGGCCCUUUCAAAUGACCAAGCAUUGGGAUGGAGCCCGGUGGUUGUUCUCUACCAAUCUCACCGAUCGAUGGAACUAUUGUCCAUCCAUGGAUAUGAAUUGCUACUUUUUGCCGCUCUCGAGUUGUUCCCCCGUCGUUGGCCGUGAUGACGUUUACUCGAAAUCAGCCACGAAUACGGCAUCCGAAAAGCAGCGGUAUCAAUGGACCCGUCAAUACGUGACACGGCCCCGGCAUCGACUGCGAAAGCAACUAAGACAAGUCCUGAAGGAGCAUCUGCAUGGCUUGUCUCCCUUGUCGCUCCAGAAUAACUGCACGGUCAUUCAUGUGAGAAGAGGAGACGUAGGAUAUCCCCGCCAUCCGUUUCGACGAUACGCCGCGGUACAAGAGUACUUGGAUAUUGGCAAUGUUACCGAGGGUUCCACUGUUGUGUUGCUGACAGACGACGAAACGACAAUCCACGAAGUACAAAAAUACCACGACAAGAAUUAUCAAUGGGUUUACCUGGAUCGACCACGCAACAAUGGUAUUCAAGGUGGUAUGGAUGGUCACAUUCCUUCGGGUGACGAAGGGUAUGAGAUUCUCAUGAUCAUGGCAGAGGUCAAGCUGGCAAGUCAAUGCCAUACACUUGUUCACGGGAAAUCGGGGUUUGUCGCUACCAUUAAAGAUGAAAUGGAUGCAGCAGGACAAGUCUAUCAAAGUGUGUACCUGGAUACGUCAGUUCCAGACGAGGAGAUUAAAAAGUGGCGUCGAAAGCAUGACCCAAAGGGACGGGUGGAACUAAUGAUGGAUCACAUUUUGCAACGGCACGAUAAUACAACGAGGCGUACGAUUGACAAUCAAAGCAAUGUUCCACCCAAUGCCAUUAUCAAAACAAGUAUCGGCAAAAUACGACAGCAACAUGGAUCAUAUUUGAAAAGAAGUACAAAGGGACAGCUCGUGCCGGGGAUCGUGACAACGAUUCAGAGCCGAAACCACCACGUUCAGAUAGACACAGGCACAAACAACCAAGGCAAUGUGAAAACUGCAGCAAUUACGAGCACCGACACAAUGCAACACGAAGCAUCAUUGAAAAGAACUACGAAAGGGGAAGUCGUGCCCCAGGAACAGCUCAUGCAAGGGAUACUGACAACUAUUCAGAGGCGAAACCGCGUUCAGACAGACAACAAAGGAACAAACAACCAAGGUGACCGGCAAAAUACAGCGACUGAACUCAGAAGGGAGCUCCGGAAGAAGGCUUCGCGUACUGGUAGGCGUAGAAAACAAUCAUUGGCAACAUACCGACAGAAGAUCAUACAAGGGAUAGUGACAACGAUUCAGAAGCGAAAAGGCGUUCAGACAGACACAGGAACAAGCAACCAAGGUAACGGGAAUACAGCGACUGAACUUGGAGUGGAUCCCCGGAAGGAGGCUUCGCCUACUGGUAGGGGUAGGUAUGUCCCAUGGAAAGCCAGGCUGUGA
Messenger RNA from Seminavis robusta, 1860 nucleotides. The record is from the annotation of a GenBank genome assembly. Lineage: Eukaryota; Bacillariophyta; Bacillariophyceae; Naviculales; Naviculaceae.